AUGCAACUGUGCGGGGGCAUCCUCAAAAUAGUUCCAUCCUCAACUACGAAGUAUGUCUUGAACACACAAUCAGCAAAAUUCACCUGUUGGAUCACUCAAACUGGCGCCCACCGGCUGCCUCUCCUGCGCUCACAGCGUGUCUACGAGGAUGACUUCCCUUCCUCUAGAGCUGAAGGCUGGAAAGACUUGGGGGAGUCUGACCGACAGGCGCUUUGUCUCGAGCUUCGCGGAAUGGGCCAAAGUUGGCGGAGCUUGGAGCAAAACUCGGGAGAAAAUUACAUAGGUGCUCCAGAUUCCAGCUUGCCAGAAGCCGCCAGUGAUGCAGUGCGUCUCUUCCAAGAGGCCUGCUACAUAGACCUCGAAGAUGAGGUACCGAUCGCUUUCACUCACGGUGAUCUUGUUCCUUGCAAUAUCCUCGUAACUCGUGGGGAGAAUCCCAAGGUAGCUGCCAUCAUUGACUGGGAUCAAUCUGGAUGGUAUUCGUCAUACUGGGAAUGGUGCAAAGCAAAAUGGGUCAUGAUGCCACCAGUUGACAUGGACCGCGUUCAGCAAGAGCUUUGGAAGCAGAAUUACCUGCCGUGGAUCCUCGAGCCACUAUCAGAAACUGAUAUCUAUCAUCCCUGGUUUUACUUUGCACUUUCCAACCUUUGA
This is a messenger RNA of Podospora anserina S mat+, 651 nucleotides long. RefSeq lists its product as uncharacterized. The record is from RefSeq and is a predicted model, not a curated record. The transcript has 2 exons. Lineage: Eukaryota; Fungi; Ascomycota; Sordariomycetes; Sordariales; Podosporaceae. The coding region runs from base 1 to 651 and encodes 216 amino acids.